Messenger RNA from Lachancea dasiensis, 1737 nucleotides. Lineage: Eukaryota; Fungi; Ascomycota; Saccharomycetes; Saccharomycetales; Saccharomycetaceae. The record is from the annotation of a GenBank genome assembly.
AUGGAUCUCUUCAAGGUGUCAGACUUCUACCUCAAUCGAAUUGCUAGCUCUCGAACAAAAAUCUCUCGAGAUGCUGAACCUAAAACUAAAAUAAAGGCACUCCUUUUGGACAAACAUACCACGGGCACUAUUUCAAUGUGCACAACCCAAACAGAAUUGCUGGAGCAGGAGCUAUACCUGAUAGAUACUCUUGAAAAUCAGAAUAGAGAUGUGAUGCGUCAUAUGAGAUGCCUUGUUUACGCCAAACCGACCGAUGAAACAAUCGAACUGCUGGCCACAGAACUUCAGAACCCUAAAUACAGCGAAUACCAAAUCUUUUUCAAUAAUAUGGUGACUAAGACACAGUUGGAACGCUUAGCUGAGUGUGACGAUUUGGAACUUGUCCAUAAAGUUGAGGAAAUUUUCCAGGACUACCAAAUUCUAAACGAGAACUUAUUUUCCCUUGAUUUACCGCCGUCUAAGCUCUUCACCAACCAUCUGAUUUGGGAGCCGGUGGGCCUCCAAGAGACAGCGCGGGGGUUGACUUCUCUUUUGCUGUCACUGAAGUUGAAGCCUCUAAUACGCUACGAGGCAGGCAGUCGGCUGGCAUCGAAGCUUGCACAUGAAGUGCUCCAAACGAUACACCAAAACGAAAGAACUUUAUUCGACUUCCCACCACUAGAUUCGCCCCCUUUACUUUUUAUUAUUGAUCGCCACCAUGAUGCUCUGACCCCGCUGCUUCAGCCGUGGACCUAUCAAUCAAUGACCAAUGAAUACUUGGGGAUCAAAAGGAAUAUAGUGGAUCUUUCCAAAGUGCCUGAGAUUGAUCCCUCUAUGAAGCAAGUUGUUCUCUCCGCAAAGCAAGAUAACUUCUUCCACGAAACAAUGUUCUUGAACUUUGGGGAACUGGGUGACAAAGUAAAACAAUAUGUUUCGAGCUACAAAGACAAGACCAAGUCCAACAGCCAGAUAAAUACGAUUGAAGACAUAAAGCAGUUUAUCGGGAAGUAUCCGGAGUUUAGAAGACUUUCUGGUGACGUUUCUAAGCACAUGGCGAUAGUUGGCGAACUUGAUCGUCAAUUACAAGACAAGCAUAUUUGGGAAAUAAGUGAAUUAGAGCAAAAUAUAUCGGCCCACGCUACCGAUUAUCAAAACUACAAAGAUUUGCUGAACCUUAUAUUAGACCCGAAGAUUGACAGUUAUUACAAAUUAAAGCUUGCCUGUGUAUUCUCACUGAAAAACUCUGGCUCUGCCCAGUUUGCUGAAAUAUCAAGAGCUCUAUCCCUUCAAGUGAGUCCAGAAGAGGUCAAUUUUUUUCACCACUUCAACAGUAUAUUCCAAACACGAACUCAACAGUCAGCUACAGGCCGGGAUAGGGAUGACCUGAUCAGCGAGCUCGCCAAAAAAUUCAACCAAAAGGGACAACAUAAGGCCGAUAAUGUGUUUAUGCAACACGUACCUGAACUUUUUGCUCUUCUCAACGACCUAUCCAAAAAUAAAGUCUCCGAAGACAAGUAUCCAUUCUUAGAAAAUUCGCCCAGAAAGUUUCCUCCUCAGGAUGUCAUAAUAUUUUUUGCUGGUGGAGUCACCUUCGAAGAAGCACGAGUAUUACACCAAUUUAACAAAACGAUGUCCGAGGAAAAUGACGGAAAGAUUAGAGCAGUCUUAGGUGGAACUAGUAUCCUCGGUACUCGUGAUUUCAUGGAUUACUGCAAGACGUCAGGUAAGAAAGAGACCGAAUUAUCUGAUCUUCUGUAA